UUACAUGUAUGUCUAUCCGCAACUGCCAACCGUGCCCUCACUGCAGGCCUUCAGCCCCAAAUUGUCUUCCUCCGAUUCCGGUGGAUCGAUUGAAUCUCCCCGAGGGCAGAGUCCAUCCAAGAUGGCGGCCUCCGUCCUACCAACGCUGCUCCUCCUCGUCCUCGUCGCCCUCGCGCCAGGCCCCUCCAGCGCGAGCCACGUGAUCACCUUCGCCCCCGCCCGCGGCGUCAACCCCGCGUCGCUCGCCUGGGACCCCACGGCUCAGCACUUCGUCGUCGCCGGCGGCGGCGACGCCGUCCUCUCCGUCUCCGACGCCGGAGUCACCGAGUCGAUCGUCUCCUCCGGCGCAUCAGCCGUCGCCGUCGACGACCGCCGGCGCCGCCUCCUCGUGGCGUCCGCGGGCUCCCUCUCCUCCUACGACCUCCGUUCCCCGCGCCCGCACCGCCUCAUCCACUCCGCCCCGCUCCCGGACCCCGCCUCGCCCGGCGGCAUCGCCGUGGACCCGCACACCGGGAACGCCUUCCUCACCGUGGGCGCCCGAAUCUACAAGGUGUCCACCGAGGGCGACCUCGCCCCGCUCCCCUCCGCGCCGGCGUACGGCUCCGAGCCCCUAGCCUCCCUCACCGCACACGUGAGCCGAGGGUUCCUGCUCGUGGGCCAGCCCAGCACCGGUCACCUCCUCCGUGUGGACAUGGAGGACGGCGCCACGAGAACCGUGUCGGGGGCCUUCACGCCCCCCACGCCCGUUUCCGUGGCGGUCAGGAGCGACGGGGCGGUGGCGGUGGGCGGGGCGGCGGCGCUGCGCCUCGUCGUGAGCAACGACGGGUGGGCGUCGUGCGGGGUGCGGGACGAGGCAGCGCCCGACGGCGCCGUGGCCGCGGUGGCGGUGCGGGAGCGGAGGCGGGUGUACGCGCUGGUGGAGGCCGGUGCGAUGGACGGGGGGAGGGAGUGGCGGAUCGAGGAGGUGUCGUGGAAAACGGAGUCGGAGGGGGAGAUGGUUGUGAUCUUCGUCUUGGUCGGUGCCGCCCUCGCCAUCUUCAUGUUCUGGAGGUUCCAGAUGCGCCAGCUCGCCGGCAGCAUGAACAAGAAGAUCCGAUAGUAACAUUGCAAAUCUUCCUUACUUUGUUUAAUCUUUUGGUUUUUGUUGUGUAUUAGUUGGUCUAGGUACAUACUUGUGGAUUAGACACGUUACUUACUAUGAACUGUGUAUCUAUGAUCUUGCUUUGCUACUUCUUGAUAAGUUAAGGCACAAUUCUGGAGCACCAAUGCUCCUGGUUGGCAAUUGUACUUUCAAAAUUACACAAUGUAAUGGAAACUACAUUCUUGUUAUGACGAUGAAUUUCACUUGAUGCAAUAAACUAGGAGUGAGGUCUAUAUAGA
Phragmites australis (common reed) is the source of this 1380-nucleotide messenger RNA. RefSeq lists its product as uncharacterized. NCBI's taxonomy places the organism in Eukaryota, Viridiplantae, Streptophyta, Magnoliopsida, Poales, Poaceae. Gene Ontology annotation, molecular function: protein binding. Gene Ontology annotation, cellular component: endoplasmic reticulum. The record is from RefSeq and is a predicted model, not a curated record. The coding region runs from base 5 to 1099 and encodes 364 amino acids. The transcript has a single exon.